Molecule: messenger RNA, 535 nt
Organism: Canis lupus familiaris (dog)
Lineage: Eukaryota; Metazoa; Chordata; Mammalia; Carnivora; Canidae
Gene: SERF2
Product: small EDRK-rich factor 2
Exons: 3
Coding region: 59-460 (133 amino acids)
Source: RefSeq, marked validated
CAACGUCGGACAGAACGAGGGGACGCAACGGAGGCAGGCCGGAGCCGCUGCCGUCGCCAUGACCCGCGGUAACCAGCGCGAGCUCGCCCGCCAGAAGAAUAUGAAAAAGCAGAGCGACUCGGUUAAGGGAAAGCGCCGAGAUGACGGGCUUUCUGCUGCCGCCCGCAAGCAGAGUGCCCCAUCAUCUCUACCCCCAGGGACUCGGAGAUCAUGCAGCAGAAGCAGAAAAAGGCAAACGAGAAGAAGGAGGAACCCAAGUAGCUUUGUGGCUUCGUGUCCAACCCUCUUGCCCUUCGCCUGUGUGCCUGGAGCCAGUCCCACCACGCUCGCGUUUUCUCCUGUAGUGCUCACAGGUCCCAGCACCGAUGGCAUUCCCUUUGCCCUGAGUCUGCAGCGGGUCCCUUUUGUGCUUCCUUCCCCUCAGGUAGCCUCUCUCCCCCUGGGCCACGCCUGGGGGUGAGGGGGUUACCACUUCCCAGUGUUUUUUAUUCCUGUGGGGCUCACCCCAAAGUAUUAAAAGUAGCUUUGUAAUUUC